AUGAAUUCUGUGCAGAGACAGUACGCACGGGCAAGGGGCAAGGGAGGAGCAGAUACUGCCAAAGUCUCGGUGCUUCUUAAUGAUUUCGAAGAUGCAGAUAAACUGUUGACAAAGAUCAUCGAGGCGUCCAAAUCUUGGAGGGAUAGCUGGGUCUCCAUUCUCAAUAUACAACUGGGUUUAGUGACACUAUUCGAAGAAUUAUACGAUCCAAUUGUUGGCGCGUCAGACGGCCAUGGCCAUGAACCAGUCAUGACAUCUCCAGAGCAGCUCGAUCGGACCCGAAAGCUCCAGGCUGUCUAUGCGGAUCUUAAGACGGAUUUGCUACAGGAGGUUGCCAUGAUGGACGCUAGAAUCAUAAAGCCAGCUGUGGAAGCGAAGGAUUGUUUGCAACCCUUACGAAAGACAAUCAAGAAACGGGAAAAUAAACGGGUCGAUUGGGAACGGUAUAUCGAUAAAGUUAAUACUCUGCAGUCGAAAAAGCUGAAACGCACGGAUCGGGAGAAUAUGGCAUUGGCGAAGGCGGAGGAGGAGCUGGCGGGAGCUGCAGACGCCUUCAAAAUUGCUGACGACAAUCUCAAAGUGAAGCUUCCACCAUUAAUUCAAGCAGCAUUUUCAAUAAUCCCACAUCUCCUUGGUGUUCAGAUCAUGAUCCAGAACACUCUUCUCGCACAAUACUAUACCGUCUUACACAAUUACUGUGAAGACACAGGCUUCCCAUCGCCAGCUCCUCCAAUGACGGAAGUUAUAUCUUUGUGGGAAGUAGACUUCAACCCAAUAAAAGACCAGGUUGAAAGAAUAAAUUGCAUUGCCCGAGGUAAGGUGAUCCAUCAGUCCAUGAUAUUGGGGGACGAUCCAGGUCGCAAAUCGGGUUCUUCUACCACCACUGGAUUGAACAUACGCAACGGAUUUCAACGACGAACCCCUUCCAUGGGACGGGUGUCUGCACCUGCAUCUCCUCAGCCUGAGCCUGCUGACGCUCCUCGCGGCCGUCCAAUGCGGAUAUCAUCCAACACAGUUGUUCCCGCCCACUCGCGACCAGAUCCAUCCCCAUCACCCGAACCGUAUUCCACUCACCUAACACCUGCCUCCACUUUCUCUUCACACUCACCAGCAAACUCAUCCAGCGACUACUUCCAACGUUCCGCUGCUGGAAAGAAGAAACCGCCACCACCACCUCCCAAAAGGAUAGGCAGUCAAAGUAAUGGUCUCUAUGCUACCGCAUUAUACGCAUUUGAAGGCCAGAGUAAUGGAGAUCUGAGCUUCAAUGAGGGCGAUCAGAUCAAGGUACUCAAGAAAACGGACAGUACCGAUGAUUGGUGGGAAGGAGAACUGAGAGGGAGGAAAGGCAGUUUCCCAGCAAACUAUUGUAAAUUAUGA
This is a messenger RNA of Glarea lozoyensis ATCC 20868, 1377 nucleotides long. RefSeq names its product BAR/IMD. Gene Ontology annotation, biological process: plasma membrane tubulation; actin cortical patch localization; endocytosis. Gene Ontology annotation, cellular component: mating projection tip; Rvs161p-Rvs167p complex; actin cortical patch. NCBI's taxonomy places the organism in Eukaryota, Fungi, Ascomycota, Leotiomycetes, Helotiales, Helotiaceae. Bases 1 to 1377 code for a protein of 458 amino acids. The transcript has 3 exons. The record is from RefSeq and is a predicted model, not a curated record. Gene Ontology annotation, molecular function: protein binding; lipid binding.